Messenger RNA from Anopheles funestus (African malaria mosquito), 2402 nucleotides. RefSeq lists its product as uncharacterized. The coding region runs from base 126 to 2183 and encodes 685 amino acids. The record is from RefSeq and is a predicted model, not a curated record. Lineage: Eukaryota; Metazoa; Arthropoda; Insecta; Diptera; Culicidae. The transcript has 2 exons. Gene Ontology annotation, cellular component: Set1C/COMPASS complex.
AGUGACAGAUUUAUGAUGUGUCGCUAGGCAUAGCAAGCCGCAUCGUUUACGCUCGGUACAUUGGAAUCGCAGUAACCGCAUACACCCAGCAUGCUAGGUACCGUUCGCAGCAACAACGAAGCGUAAUGAGUACAGAACCACACUCGCAAGCACAGGAGGUUGACAAAGUGCUGCGUGAUAUAGCCCUCAAGAACCUACAGCUGCGACGACUCUCUAGUGUCCUGCUGGUGGAUUCCGAAUUUCUGCGCGUUUGUGACAAAUUCGACGAAGUGAAGCGUACGCUCGAGCAGGCAAAUUGCGAACAGAUCGAUCGAUUAUCCAUCGAUAGUGAAACGGAGGAUAUCAUUUCGUUAUUGGAACUGAAGGUUAAAAUACUGCAGCGUUUAGGGCGAGGCUGUUUGGUACGGAUAAGCAGAUACAACGACGCACGUAAGGAAGAUCCACCAGAACUGCAGGAAACAAGGUUCAAGGAGCGCUUAGAGACAGCACUUAAACAACUGCACAGAACACACAAGCACUUUCGACAGAAUGUUUUAGAUAUCAUUUGGGCUGUUGGCGAUAUUUAUCAACUACAGGAAAUUGAAUCCUUGCUGAAGAAGACAGAUUUUCUGCAUGGUAUUGUUUGUAAAAAUCAUCGAAACUGCUUGCACGUACUGGCAUCAACCAAUCUUGAUCACACUAUUGAGCUCAGCUGUGUACGGUUGCAGUUUGCAGCUAACUCGCUUCUAGUUCUCGCACUGAUUCAGUUCCGUGAGCUCCUCGAUAUAAUGGACAAUGAGGGAAGUGUUCAUACAAUGCAUGCAAAGCUGCAGGACGAGAUACGACGUUCGUUGAAUGAUAUCCAGGUGAAUGAGGAAGAGCUAGCAUCACUUCGCCAGAAACUGUUCACCUCAACAGACAGUCUCACAGCGCAGCGAAGCAUUGCCAUUGAACAACGAGAAAAGCAUGGACUUGAUCUACAGGAACAUUUGCGCAAUAUCGAUCUACUCGAACUAGAUCGGAAAGAGAUUGAAGAGCGUGUUACCCGAUUAAUCGAAGAGAGGGAAAUAAUCCAGAUGCAGUUGGAAGAGCGACGUCGCCUACUUCAGGAUGGUAUGCGUGAGAUUGUCCGCUUAGAGCACCUGAUAGACCAGAUCGAGCAGGAAAUAUCGGAGCGUACUGUGAAGUUCCAAGAAGAAGCGCAACGUCUCGAACAACGAAGACUGGAUAUCCUCAACGAUGAUACCCUUAGUCCCGAAGAACGAUCCGCGUUGCUGGCUGAAUGUGAUGCAGAAAUGCUUGAGCUGCAUCAAACACACACCAGUGACAUUAAUGUACUUGGAGUUCGCUGUGAUGAGCUGAAACGUCUGUCCAAAUCUCUUGCCACUGAUGUAGACACAUUUCGUGAUGAAGUAGCACAGAAGCAUCGUGACCAAAUUGCUGAACUAGAACGCCAAAAAGCACUUGCUACGACUCCCUCUCAGAUAGCACUGUUAGAGGCCCAGAUACAGCAGCAGCAGGCAGAAUUUAACGAAAAUCUUACAAUGUUGAAUCGUGCUCAGAAUCGCACAGAAUACUUAUUCGACGAGCACGGGCGAUACUUUCUUAAUGAGGCGGGUGAACGAAUUUACAAACGCGAUUCUCGAGCUUCUGAGUACUGCCUAGGGCCGGAUGGUGAAUGGAUUAAAAUUUCUUCCGCGGCCAGCCUCCAAACAGACGAAAAUGGUGUUUACUUUAUAGAUAAAUUCGGACAGAAAAUUUACCAGCGGCAGCACUUCACUGACGCGAAUGGGGAAUACUAUCUCGAUGAAAAUGGCACACGGGUGUACAUCGAAACACCAACCAAGCCAACGUUGAGUGUAUCGAGCGAAUUUCCCUCUCCAUUCCGGCGAACCGAACCGCAACCAACGACCAGUUCGCAAUCAUCCAUUUCAGAUCAGGAAUUUGUUGAAGAGUCGGAAUCAAUGCAAGAACUGCGAGAGCGAGCUGCUACUGAUGUGGCCUAUAUUGAGAAAACCGUAGGAAUUGCACUACGGAAAGGAUUGGCUGCUCUUGCCCGAACGAAACCGGAAGAUCCAAUCGGUUAUCUGGCGGAUUACUUGGCGCUAUUUCAAAGGAACGCGUUGGAAACAAAGCGCCGACAGCAGUUGCUCGAACGACUUGGAUUAAAUGGAAGCGAUUGUACAACGGAAAGCCGGAUAUAAAUAUGUUCAAUACGGAAAAGAUUUUCUUGAUUGAAAAUAACGCCAGCUACAGCCAGGGAAACAGUAACAUUUUUCAAUUAUUGUGCUACUCAGAGAAAAACAUACUAGAUUUUCCGUUACUUUGAAAUUAUUUAGUUCAUUAAAUUUGAGGCAUCGUAAUGCCCUUAGCAGGAUUUUGUGAAAUAAAUUAUUUUUAUAAAUUUAGUAUAAAGUGUUCGA